AUGGCUGCUCUACAAGACCACAGGAACGGAACAGCAACACCUCUUUUCAAAGAUGACACAUUGGCUGUAACGGAGAGCUCCAGCGACCCUCAGUAUGAAUGGGAGUACUAUUAUGAUUACCUCGAUCCCGUUAUUGUGGACGAGAGCAAGCUGAAGUACAACAAAUAUUUAAUAGUCAUAAUACUUUGGAUGACUUUGGCUGCAUUUGUGGGAUUCCUCUUUCUCAGCUUAAAUGUAAUGUCUCUCAGUGGGAACUUGCCAAAGAGACACAAAUCCAAAAAAUGAGAGUAACCAGAGCUUCAACUGCUUGACCACACACUAAAUGGGAAGGUUUGUGCUGUUGAAUAAAUAGUAAAGUCACAAACUAACCAGGUUGAAAUAAAAGAAAAUGUGAAAUUAUAGGAUUUGUUGCACCAUAAAAACAAAAAUGUAGCAAAUGAUUAAUCUUUCCUAUUUCAUCCACAAAGUGCAAGGCUGCCAAAGUUUCCUAAUGUUGCAUAACAUUUAUCUUGUUCUUUAAACUGCUGAUGUGUACAAGAGAACCACUCAGGCCAGGAUAUCUGUAUUCAUGGGAUUCAUUGGGUCAACUAAAUUGCCAUUGAUUGUUAAAUAUAUCGGUUCACAUUUUCAUACCUGUAUGUUAGGAGACACUUGUUCAAGGGUUGUAUACAAAAGAAUUUGAUGUCAGCAACACCAAAAAAGUUGGAGGCACAUUUACG
This is a messenger RNA of Cololabis saira (Pacific saury), 719 nucleotides long. Its product is annotated as melanocortin-2 receptor accessory protein-like. NCBI's taxonomy places the organism in Eukaryota, Metazoa, Chordata, Actinopteri, Beloniformes, Belonidae. Gene Ontology annotation, molecular function: signaling receptor regulator activity; type 1 melanocortin receptor binding; type 4 melanocortin receptor binding. The record is from RefSeq and is a predicted model, not a curated record. Gene Ontology annotation, cellular component: plasma membrane; endoplasmic reticulum. Bases 1 to 285 code for a protein of 94 amino acids. The transcript has 4 exons. Gene Ontology annotation, biological process: regulation of adenylate cyclase-activating G protein-coupled receptor signaling pathway; protein localization to plasma membrane.